AACACACCCAUCACCCAGCAUGGCAGUCAGGUCACCGUCCUCCCUGAUCUACCUCAACAGCUGACCAUCUAAACUUGCAGCCCCUCAGCAGAGCAGCAGCGUGUGGGGAAACGGGGACUUGAAAGUAGGACAGAGCAGCCUGGCCCCCCUCCAUUUGAACCAGAAGCACAGAUCUGUGACAGGGGGAGAGAAGACACUGGUCUUUGGUGGAGAGAGGGAAAGAGAAGCCAUUCUGUGAGGCUAGCUAGCACCAGGAGCAGAAACCCAGUGGACGCAGACUAGUGUCCAUACAUCUGGUGUCAUCGAUUUUGCCCGGCUCCAUCGGCAGGAGAAUCUUUCCAGAGCAGAAGUUGCACCAGCUGGAACUAUGCAUAAGAGUACCAAGAUCAAGAUCGCCGUCUUUGUGCUGUUUGUGGGGAUGGCGUGCAUGUUCACAGCGGUGGUGACAGACCACUGGGCAGUGCUUAGCCCACAAAUCGAGAAGGUCAAUCAAACCUGCGAGGCGGCCCACUUUGGCCUGUGGAGGCUCUGCAAGAAGUUCAUCUACCUCAGCUCGGAGAACUUCGUGGCGGGGCACGGCUGCGGACCCAUCAGUCUGCCAGGAGAGGAAAACUGCACCUACUUCAGACACUUCUCUCCAGGACAAAACACGGAGAUCUUUGAGUACAAAACACAGAAAGGUAAGUCUUCUCUUUCCUGUUUGAAAAAUCAACAGUAA
This is a messenger RNA of Oryzias melastigma (Indian medaka), 718 nucleotides long. RefSeq names its product voltage-dependent calcium channel gamma-1 subunit. Gene Ontology annotation, cellular component: L-type voltage-gated calcium channel complex; membrane. Gene Ontology annotation, molecular function: calcium channel regulator activity. The coding region runs from base 368 to 718 and encodes 116 amino acids. The record is from RefSeq and is a predicted model, not a curated record. Lineage: Eukaryota; Metazoa; Chordata; Actinopteri; Beloniformes; Adrianichthyidae. The transcript is spliced from 2 exons. Gene Ontology annotation, biological process: regulation of calcium ion transmembrane transport via high voltage-gated calcium channel.